AUGAAGAAACCGAAGAACUUAUAUAUGAAUGAAGAUUUGGAAGCCGAAAAAGCACCACGUUUAUCGAAGUUCACUUCUGAACGGGUUAAGCCGAUAAGUUUGGAGGAUAACUUGUCUCGAUCAUCUCAAGUGCAUUCGGUGAAGAACACGACAGGCACAACUCGUGCACCGAAAGUUUUCAUUAACCCUCAUCACAGAGGCGUUCUGAGACCACAAGGAUCAACACCACAUAGCUUACCGUUGCCAUGGGAAGCGGCAGUUAGAGUACCUAGUGUACCAGGUUUACGACAUCCGGUAGCCCUUCCACUACCAAACAGUGUCACAAUGUUGCCACAAGUGUCACAUUCAGUCCCUUUUCCUAUUGUUCCAUCAUCAUCCACAGAUUUCUCGCGUCCACCACCCCAAAUCAUGCCACUUCCAAAUUAUUCAACACCACCUCCAUCUGUUUAUUCCUAUUCUACAGUAUCUUCGCGUUCUUCAUCACGUUCGCCUUAUCGCCGAGUUCAUUCACGCAGUCGUCGUUCAUCUUCACGUCGUCCGUUCAACCAUCGUUCAAGGAAUGAAGUGAUACGUCGACGUUCCAGAGACCGUUUGAAAAAAUCUGGCGAUGGUCAUAGAGAGUCGGUAUACCAUUAUGAUCGUACUAGAAAUCGUGCAAAUGAUGUAGCGAAGCAGGAAAAGACUAUGGAAUGCGCGAAAGCAAUUGGUUUAGACAGUGAAUAUUUGACAAAGCUGGAGGAGCAGAAAAAAAUGCGCGAAGUGAUUUACGAAAAAAGAAGAGCGGCGUAUUCAAACUGUUCAACGUCUUGGAGGACCAAUUUCUGCAUCCGACCAGAAGUCUAUGCGGCAGUUGAACCGUACCAUGGAAUUCGAAAUGGAAGAAAGGAGCCUGUGAGUGGUACAAGUAGUGACGUUUCACGAGAAGCCGUUAACGUUAACCGACUAGAAGCAUCAGUUUGUGCGGAAAAAGGUGUAGCUACUAAUAGUAGUGUCAUACAAAAAAUGGAACCUGCUGUGGUCGGAAAUGAUCCCAAUAUGGAGCAAACGGCUGCAAGAGUUACUGCAGUUACAUCAGUUCGUCGUGCUAAGCGAGAAAACGAACAGAAUCCGGAGCGAACACGGAAGAAGAAAGCUUAUUUGGCUGUUGUUAUCAGUUCAUUGAAUCAGGCUCCGAUCAAUGUAGACAGAAUCAGGAUCAUUGCUGAGACUAUUGGGCCUACUAAGAAAGUGUGGAGAUCGUCGGAGAAUACCGUAUCGCUUAUUUUUGAGGAACAUGAGAGCGCCAAGAAAUUCAUGUUUCAUUAUCACAAUCGAGUAAUCCACGGUGUACAACUUGCUGUAACGCUACAAAAAUUGUUCGCUAAUUUGACGGAACUUCCAUGA
Brugia malayi is the source of this 1383-nucleotide messenger RNA. RefSeq lists its product as uncharacterized. The record is from RefSeq and is a predicted model, not a curated record. Lineage: Eukaryota; Metazoa; Nematoda; Chromadorea; Rhabditida; Onchocercidae. The coding region runs from base 1 to 1383 and encodes 460 amino acids. The transcript has 10 exons.